AUGUCAGGCGCCAUUGUUAUUGCAGCGUCAAGCUCAUGGGCAAGAGCCCUUGUAAAGAUCUCCCCUUAUACUUUCUCUGCCAUCGGUAUCGCCGUCGCUAUCGGCGUCUCCGUCCUAGGCGCCGCCUGUGUCAUAUUCUGUGAAGCUGUUGCUAUAUAUGGUGUCAUUGUAGCCAUUAUCCUACAAACAAAAUUGGAAAGUGUUCCUUCUUCAAAAAUAUACGAACCUGAGUCUCUUAGAGCAGGAUAUGCAAUCUUUGCCUCUGGAAUCAUAGUGGGUUUUGCAAAUCUUGUAUGUGGGCUAUGUGUGGGAAUCAUAGGAAGUAGUUGUGCCUUAUCUGAUGCACAAAACUCUUCGCUUUUUGUGAAAAUUCUUGUGAUUGAAAUCUUUGGAAGUGCAUUGGGGUUGUUUGGUGUGAUUGUGGGAAUAAUAAUGUCAGCUCAAGCCACGUGGCCUUCAAAAGUUUGA
Molecule: messenger RNA, 468 nt
Organism: Lactuca saligna
Lineage: Eukaryota; Viridiplantae; Streptophyta; Magnoliopsida; Asterales; Asteraceae
Source: the annotation of a GenBank genome assembly